CUCCACACAGCAAGUGCCUUUACUUGAGCAGAAGAGGGAGAAGGAAGAGGAGCUGCGAGAGGGACAAAAAAGCCCAGGAGUGUGUGUGUGAACGCUCCGGAGCGGCGUGGCGGACUUCACCGGUGGGCUGGAAAGUGCACGCAGAGGCAGCGGCGGCGGUGGCGGCGGAGCGUGCAGAGCGGAGGCAGGGGAAUCCAGUGGCGCUGUUGAUCCUGGUGUCCCUGGAAAAGAAGCUGCUGGAGGAGGAGACGGAGAACGGCGCAGCAGCCACAACUAAGCAGGGGGGCAGCAUUUUACAGCAACAAGCAAGCGUGGACACACACACACACACGCACACACGCACACACACACACACACACACACACACACACAUGCACGCAAACAUACGAGCACACAGCUGAGCAGGAGCGACGGUCCAGACUGUGCAUGUGAAGCUUCAGCACAGGCUGAAACAGGAAACACACACAGCUGUUCAUCUGCGGACGGAGGAGGAGGAUGAUGAUGAUGGAGAGGAAAACUUCUGAGGAGGAAAUGGUCCUUUAAGGUCCAGGACCGCUGCACACAUACCUGCACUAAGAACAACUUUUCUUCUUUCUUCUGUUUUUUUUUUUUUUUGAGUUGGGGUUUUACAGCUAAGCACAACACAAACCACCUCUAUAUUCUUGGUGGCAGACUGAAGCGCCGUGUGUGUGAUGCCUCCUCUGAUUCAGCCUCGGCACUAAGUGGAUUAUGAUGACAAUAUUUUGGGAUUUCUCUUUAGUUUGAAAAAGACAAAAAAAAAAAAAAAAUCCAUGAGUGUUGGAUUUGUGUGUGUCAGACACACAGAGGAUCGGUGGCGUUGUGUGUUGUGUUCUCCUGUGGAUUACAGAUGGGCUUUGUGCCCCCCCCCCCCCCCCCCCCCCCAGCAGUCUCAUGGAUGAUCACUCGCUGCCAGUCAUUAGGAUAAAGUACAAAGAGGGACACAAGUGGCUGGGGCACAAGCACAGAUUGAUUGAAGUGAUCUGUGUGAAUCCUAUUAAUGCGUCCUGGACUGAGGCCAAGGCAGAAGCAAUGGAGGAGAACGGUGUGUAGCGGCGCCAUCUGAUCUGAUCUGCCUCCGACUGGACAAACUGAAGACCCUCUGCACCCCCCCUUCAACAAUACGCCUCCUCCUCCUCCUCCUCCUGCCUGGGUCAGGAUGGUACCCCCACCUCCCACCAACAAACCCCACGUGUGCCUGUCCACCAUCCUAAUCAUGAGCAGCAUGGCGCUGAUCGACGCCUACCUGGUGGAGCAGAACCACGGCCCCCGGAAGAUCGGCAUCUGCAUCAUGGUGAUGGUGGGGGACAUCUGCUUCCUGAUAGUGCUGCGGUACGUGGCGGUGUGGGUGGGCGCCGAGGUGCGCACCGCCAAACGAGGCUACGCCAUGAUCCUCUGGUUCCUUUACAUCUUCGUGCUGGAGAUCAAGGUGUACUUCGUGUACCAGAACUACAAGGCGGACCGGAAGAGCCUGGACGCUCUGGCGAGGAAGGCGUUGACGCUGCUGCUGUCCAUCUGCAUCCCGGUGCUGUUCGUGGUGCUGGUGGCCAUCGACCACAUGGAGUACGUACGCGCCUUCAAGAAACGGGAGGAAAUCCGCAACCGUCUGUUCUGGGUGGUGGUGGACCUGCUGGACAUACUGGACAUCCAGGCCAACCUGUGGGAGCCACAGAAGAAGGGUCUGCCCCUGUGGGCCGAGGGUCUGAUGUUCUUCUACUGCUACAUCCUGCUGCUGGUGCUGCCCUGCGUGUCCCUGAGCGAGAUCAGCAUGCAGGGCGUCAACAUCGUCCCCCAUAAGAUGCUCCUGUACCCCAUCCUCAGCCUGGUGACCAUCAACAUCAUCACCCUGUUCAUCCGGGGGGGGAACAUGAUCCUGUACCGGGACGCCAGGGUGUCGGGCAUCCUGAUAGGGAAGAACAUCCUGGCCAUCAUCCUAAAGACCUGCAGCUUCGUGCAGUACAGGAGACAGUUGCAGAAUGCUCCUCCCGCUUUUGGGGUCGAGCUGCAGAAAAACUCGGUGGCCCACGCUCGCCCUGCCCCCACCCCUCCCCAAGCGGUUAUGCAGGAUCAGACGCCCCUCCCCGAAGUGACAACGUGUGAGCACACAUGACAGAGCGGUGAGGUGAACCCCGCGCGUGUCGAGGGGAAUAUUAACGACCUGCAGGAUGCUGGCAGGGCCCACCGCCACCUCAUAGGGCAUGUGGACGCUCAUGUGAACACGUACGAGGGGAGACCAGGGUCUGGGCCGACGCUCCCAGGCACCCCGGACACUGCAGACGCUUAAACACACCAGAGGAACGCAUGUGUGAAGCCUCCUGGGCGCAGAACACGGCAGCACCGCUGACUCUGUCCAAGCGUUUCCUCUGGUGAAUUCAGUCGACUGGAUUUUUUCUAAUUGUACAAAAAAGGAAAAAAAGCAACUACAGCAAGAUUAGAGUCUAUUUUUGAAUUAUGUGUGUUGCAUUCUAAUCUUCAACUUAAGGGUCUGUGUGCUGUGGUGUGUAUUUUUGUUGCCCGGAUGUUAUUAGUAGUCGAAGGCUUUAACGCGUACCAGUCAGUGAGAGCGAAGACGCAAAGAACAUACGAGAGGAAUCCAUCCACUGAAACUGAACCAAGUGUGUUUUUCUAUGUGAUUCUUUGAUAAAGUAUUGUGUUUAAGAUAAAGGCUUUCCUUCUUUUA
Messenger RNA from Sphaeramia orbicularis (orbiculate cardinalfish), 2698 nucleotides. RefSeq names its product transmembrane protein 121. The record is from RefSeq and is a predicted model, not a curated record. Bases 1178 to 2128 code for a protein of 316 amino acids. The transcript is spliced from 2 exons. NCBI's taxonomy places the organism in Eukaryota, Metazoa, Chordata, Actinopteri, Kurtiformes, Apogonidae.